Messenger RNA from Wasmannia auropunctata (little fire ant), 1245 nucleotides. RefSeq names its product GTPase Era, mitochondrial. Gene Ontology annotation, molecular function: ribosomal small subunit binding; GTP binding; rRNA binding. Gene Ontology annotation, cellular component: mitochondrial matrix. The record is from RefSeq and is a predicted model, not a curated record. NCBI's taxonomy places the organism in Eukaryota, Metazoa, Arthropoda, Insecta, Hymenoptera, Formicidae. Gene Ontology annotation, biological process: ribosomal small subunit assembly.
UCCUCCUUAAUGGAUGAUGCAAUUCUCUAGCGACCCGAGUCGCUGCGCUCGCCGAUAUAACCUACAAAGAUUGCGGUGUAGUGCAGAAAACGAUAAAAGAAAAAGCUUAAAAGUAAAGAAGAGCAUAAUUUUGAUAACAUUUCCCAAAAUUGCUUUGAUUUGUUGAAUACGAAAUGUUAUUUGCAAUCGAGAGAUACACGAUUUGUGCGAGUGCGCGUUAUUUGCGGCGAUGUUUCACAAACAGCGUUGACACUUCGGCAAACGAGUUUCCGCGAAACUUUGCUCAACAAUCCAACGAGAGUCUUACGUCGAUACGUCCUGAAGCCCAAAAAUCUUUAAGGAUCGCUUUUCUGGGCGCACCGAAUACCGGAAAAAGCACCCUCGUUAAUCAACUUGUUAAAAGAUCGGUAUGUCCGGUAUUCUGCAAGGUGCACACCACACAGACCAAAGCACGUGGAAUUUAUUGCGAAGGCGAUACCCAGCUUGUAUUCAUGGAUACGCCUGGUAUGGUUACCACGAAAGAAUGCAAAAAGUUCAAGUUAGCCGGCAGCUUCAAGACGGAUUCGAGAACCUCCUUAAACAUCGCAGAUAUUAUAGGGAUUGUGCAGGACGCAGAGAACAUAUACACCAGACACAAGAUCAAUUCGAACUUAUUAGAGCUCCUGACUGAGGACAUAAGAAGCAGGAUUCCUAUAAUUCUGGUCAUCAACAAAAUGGACAAGCUGAAGAAAAAGGAUAUAUUGCUGGACUUUGUGCAUACUUUGACCAAGAGCAAGAAGUCUCCUGACUUCUGUGACGUAUUCAUGAUAUCCGCUUUGACCAGGGAUGGCAUUAACGACUUGAGGACUUACUUGUUAGACUCGGCUAAACCGCGUGCCUGGGAGUACGAAGGACAUGUGUACAGCGAUAGUACGUGCGAGGAUAUAAUACGGCAGACAGUGCGAGCGAAGCUGCUAGACAUUCUACCGAAUGAGGUUCCCUAUCGUUUGCAGAUGGAACUGGAACACUUUGAUCCAGCACCCGAUGACAGUAUCAAUACAUUGGUGUCUAUUACGCGUCCCACCAAUUGCAUCGCUAGACUAUUAACGCGCGGCAGUAACAAUAGAGUAGGUCAGAUCGCCGUUAUGGCAGAGCGGGAACUGCGGCAUGCUUUCCGCACAUCGGUGAGAUUGAAGCUGAGCGUGCUGUCGCCGACGUAACUCAUAUUUAUUAUUUGUAAAAUAAAGUUUUAUGUUAAUAAUAUAA